AUGGAUACACAUAAUAAAUUAAAAAUUUUACAGUGCAACCUCGACAGAUGUAAGAAUGCACAACAUGAGAUUCUUCUCUCCUUUAUGGCCGGUGAUUAUGACAUCGCCCUCAUCUCCGAGCCAUAUAUUGGUUCUGGAGAACAGCCUAUCACAGACAGCCAGGAGACUGCCAAAGCACUUCUUGACCACUUCUACCCAGAUGACUCACCAGACACCUUAACGCGACAUCACGAGCUCAUAUCAGAAAUGACCGACCUUCCUCAGUCCCACGAUGAUCCUGCCUUCACCCAGGAGGAGGUGUUAGAGUGCUUAAAACAAAUGAGCCCCAAGAAGGCUCCCGGACUUGAUAACUUCACAUCCGACAUAUGUCAGACAUUUGCAACAUAUUACCCUAGACUCCUGACAGAUAUACUGAACCGUUGUCUUACACUCCAACACUUCCCUGACCAGUGGAAAACAGCAUACGAUUAUGUCCGCGAUUGGAAGGUCAUCCUUGACCAUGCGGGGAGGCGAGUCACCAAGACGAUGUCUAAAGGCUGCAUACAAGGUUCCACGUGUGGGCCUGUUCUCUGGAAUAUCAUACUAGACGAGCUGCUCGAUGCGAGGCUUCCAGCGGGCUGUCACAUACAGGCUUUUGCGGAUGAUGUCUUGCUGGUUGUCACGGCCGCGAGUGUCGGCGAGCUGGAGAGUGCUGCCAACUUAGCUCUCCACCAUAUAGUCGAGUAG
Molecule: messenger RNA, 726 nt
Organism: Parnassius apollo (apollo)
Lineage: Eukaryota; Metazoa; Arthropoda; Insecta; Lepidoptera; Papilionidae
Source: the annotation of a GenBank genome assembly